Necator americanus (New World hookworm) is the source of this 7530-nucleotide messenger RNA. RefSeq lists its product as uncharacterized. Gene Ontology annotation, biological process: DNA integration; proteolysis. Gene Ontology annotation, molecular function: nucleic acid binding; zinc ion binding; aspartic-type endopeptidase activity. The transcript is spliced from 5 exons. The record is from RefSeq and is a predicted model, not a curated record. NCBI's taxonomy places the organism in Eukaryota, Metazoa, Nematoda, Chromadorea, Rhabditida, Ancylostomatidae. Bases 1 to 7530 code for a protein of 2509 amino acids.
AUGUCUACGCUCCGUGGUUGCAAAGCACGCUUGACCAACGCGAUCAACAAUUUGACGCGGCUGGUCAACUCGGCGAAUUCCAACUACCCAACCGUCUUCCGUUCGGACGCCCACCCGGCAGUACAGCUCCGCACCCUCCAGCGUCGAAUCGAGGACAUGGGAAACGCUAAGAUCUCCAUUGAAAUAGCAUUGGAGACAUUCCAACAGCGCCAUGAACACGCCAUAAGCUUCAUCGAAAACCAACCGAACGCCAUAGAGCUUAUGGAUGCCUUUGACAUCUACUGGCGCGAUCACAAAGGUGACGAAAUGGAACCAACCGCAACCGCUACCAUCUUUGCCCUCGACGAUCUUAUCCGCAAGGAAACCGAACUUGCGGAUAUGCUUCGCACCACCAUAAGCGCAUCCACCACACCACAAUAUAACCCUACUAACACCACUGAUGAGCCGAUGGAUGUCACAUCCAUCAGAAACCCUACCCUAACACCACCGCAUAUGUCCGGAGGCUCAUCACCACCAUACCCUGCUGCGGAUACCAUGAAUGUACAACUCCGCAAGGUAGAGCUGCCUACCUUUGAUGGGGAUUUUUCCACCUAUUAUGAUUUCUGGGCCAAAUUCAAGACCGCGGUCCACGACAAUCCAUCCCUAUCCACCGCUGCCAAAUUUAUCCAUCUUAGUAGCAGCCUUAAAGGUAGCGCCGCACUUGUUGUACAGGGGUACGACAUAACCAAUCCCUCCAACUACCACCUAGCCAUUGAAGCCCUACGCAGACGGUAUGACCGUCCGCAGUUCACCCACAAUUUCUUUUUGCAGAAAUUAGAGAACUUGCCAGCGUCGUCUGCCGCCGCUUCAUCGCAGAGGGACACAUUAUGCCAGAUCCAAGCGUGUAUCCUGCAGCUCAACCGCUUCGAGGACACGUCAACAUCGCUAUCGCUCAAGAAGCUCAUUCGCAGCAAGUUCCCACGAGAGACUCAGCUGGAAGUGAACAGGAUGGAACACCGGUCAGGUACGAUUUGGAAGAUGCAUGAGUUUCUUGCGGGUAUUGAUGUGUUUAUUCAAGAACUUGAGAAGCUUGACGAUAGCCACUGUCCUCCACCUAGCCAUGAUCAACCCUAUUCCGCAUUAUCCACCACAUACCGCAACCGCUCACCAUCUCCAGAACCACUUUAUGAUCCGCAUAGAUGUUGUUUCUGCGGGUCGAGGAGCCAUCGCUCGACCCGCUGCACCACAUCUAUGCAGACCUACGUUCGCCGUAUGAUAGUCCGGAACCUGAACCUCUGUUGGAAAUGUGUCCAACCAGGGCACAUGGCCAACUCUUGCCGGGCUCCGAACUGUCGUUACUGCCAACGUAACCAUCACACCAUUCUUUGUUCGUAUUCAUCUGUUUCGCGUUUUUCUCGUGAUAGGUCUAGGCGUUCUAAUGAUAAUCGUCGUAAUAGUCGUAAUAGUGUUCGUUAUGAUCGAUAUACUUAUCGUUCUCCCCGCGGACGGUACCCUUCUAGGGAAUCGUCCCGGGAAAGAAGUUCUUCACGCUAUUCGUCUUCAUCGUACGAUUAUCCCUAUUCACCAUCUAGGCGCCAUCCCCGCGAUAGAGACUACCACCAUCAGUCUCAUCGCAACCAUUCUCCCUAUCGUACAUCUGAACGUGAUUCAGAGCGAAUGCGCCACCGCAACCAACGCCGCCACUCACCGUCUCCAUCUUCAGCACCUUACGGGGUCAGAUUUCGUGCUAAUCCGCGCGAUAGUCUCUCACCCGUACGCCGCAGAAACCACUCCAGCCCAGAAUCCAGUAGCCAUGUCGCCGAUACGGACGAUGAGAUGCAUAACGCACUUGAUUGCCGUCCGGUCGACGACCCCACCACCCUUACCACCUCAUCCAACCACCAACACCCUCUUCUUAUGACUGUUAAGGCUCACAUUCGUAAUCCUAAGACGAAGACCCUUGAAACGGUCAACGUCAUGCUGGAUUCAGGAGCCCAAAACAGCUUCAUAAGCAACGCAGCCACUAAGCGCCUAUCCCUUAAACCCUACGACCACAAGCCACUGACCGUCAUCGGAUUCGGAGGUCAUCGUUCGACCCAAGAAUCCGGUACAGUCGACGCCACCCUCUUAGAUGCCGCAAACAAACCAUUCCCCGUAACCCUACGAACUCAGGAAGUUCUAACUUCCCAGUUCAAACCAUAUCGUCUCAGUAAAGAAGACAAACACGCACUCCGCACAUUCCGCAUUAACCCAGACAGCCUUACCAUCAGUCGCCACGUUACGCCAGAUAUCCUGCUGGGUAUCGACUACUUCUGGGAGAACCAUCUAACCACAUCACCAUCUACACCACCUCGCUCUGAAGACGACAUCACCCACCUAUGGGACCUCGAUCGUUUAGGCAUAACCGAGGAUCCCGAUCCCUCUGUCGACAAGGAAGAGGACGCACGGAUCCUGAAGCGUUUUCGGGAUACCGCCCAGGUGAUUGACGGCUACUUGCACGUUCAAUUUCCCUGGAAGUCAUCCCACGCUCGCCUUGCCGACAACAAAAUGUUAGCCCUUAAGCGUCUUCAGAGCCAAUACCGUUCCUUCCAAACCAAACCAACCCUUUGGAAAACAUAUGCCGCAACCUUUACGGACUACCUGGAGCAGGGCAUAAUAGAGGAGGUCGACGAGCACCAGUUCGACGACCACAGAGUCUAUUAUAUCCCGCAUCAGGCAGUCAUAAAGGAAACAUCGGCCACCACUAAAUUGAGAGUCGUGUUCGAUGCGUCCUCCCACUACAGAGGCGCACCGAGCUUAAACGACUGUCUUCACUCUGGCCCCGCAAUCCUACCAGACAUGGUAGGAAUCCUCCUCCGUAGCCGCUUAACACCCUAUCUCCUUAUUGCCGACGUAGAGAAGGCUUUCCUUCAGAUUCGUUUACAACGUAAUCAACGGGAUGCCACUCGUUUCCUUUGGCUUCGCAACCCUAACCUACCACCAACUGCGGAUAAUCUUCGGAUCUUCCGGUUUACCCGCGUACCAUUCGGUAUAACCGCAUCACCAUUCCUUUUAGCCGCAUCCAUACUGUAUUACCUCCAUCUUGAACCAUCGAAGCCGCUCCACAAGGAGAUCGAGGACAACAUCUACGUCGACAACAUCCUUCUUAGUGCCUCGUCCGAGCGACAAGCCAUUAAGAAGUACCGCUCUUCCAAAUCCCUAUUCAACUCCAUGCACAUGAACCUUCGAGAGUUCUUGUGCAACUCCAACACCGUUAACCAGUCCAUCGAGCCAUCUGAUCGAGUCAGGAAUCCAUCUUCCGUGAAGCUCCUUGGUAUUCCCUGGAAUUCACGCACCGACACCCUUCUCAUACCACUUAAAACCGCAUCCGCGAAUGUGUGCUCGAAGCGCACAGCGCUCAGUGCAUGUUCAUCCACCUUUGAUCCACUUGGUCUUCUCACACCAUUCUUAGUGCCCUUCAAGGUAUUCAUCCAGGACAUCUGGAAGAAGGAAUACCAGUGGGACACUCCAUUUGACCAAGAGGACCAUCAGCGAUGGGACGAAUUGGUCCAGCAGCUCAAACAUCCGUUGCCACCAAUUCCACGUUUCAUCGCUUCCGCAAACCGCAACACCACUUAUGAGCUCGCAGUCUUUGGAGACGCCUCACAACGUCUCUUUGCCUGUUGUGCUUACCUUAUUAGCCGCUCACCAUCAACCACUUCUUCACAGCUAAUCAUGGCUAAGUCAUUAUUAGCUACGGCUAAACUCCAGAUGACCAUGCCACGAUUAGAGUUGCUCGCAUCCCUAAUAAGUGUGCGUCUAGCACGCUUCCUCCAUCACCAACUCCAUCUUAAAAUCCGCACUAUCCACUUCUUUUCUGACUCGAAGAUAGCGCUCCAUUGGAUCCACUCAUCUCGUCCACUUAAACGGUUCGUUCAGAAUCGAGUGAACGAGAUCCGCACCAUUUUAACCACUUUCCACAAGACAGACGUUCAGACGAAGUUCUACUAUGUGCAGUCAGACUCUAAUCCAGCUGACUGUGCAACUCGUGGACUUUCGACCGCUGACGCUGUCAACCACAUCUGGUGGCAUGGACCAUCUUUCCUUCGUGCUCCACAGUCGGAUUGGCCUAAGGCCGAUACGGACUUUGCCCUACCUCAGGAUCUUUGUCCUGAGGCGGAGCACGAGUUUCAGGCCCUUAGUGUCCUUCCGACACAACCAUAUGAAUCACCACUCCGUUUCCGUGCCACUAGUAGUUACCUUAAGCUCAUCCGUUCAACCGCGUAUGUGCUUAAGUUCAUCAAAGCCCUAUUCCUAAAAACCCGCAUCCGCAAUUACACCCUCAACCUAGCCACUGUUGUACUGUCCAAGGACGUUUCAGCCUCGGAGAUCACCAACGCGGAAACUCUCCUCAUUAUGGAGCAUUACCGCGAGAGUGAAUCCACGUUGAAACGACUACCAUUGGAUAAGUACAACGCUCACCGCGCUGCAGAUGGAUUGAUCCGAUGUCCGAAUCGAUUAGACCAUGCUCGGACUUCGUCUCAGUCAUCUGCACCUAUCCUUCUUAUUCCGGAGCACCACUUUGUCCAUCUUCUCGUUAUGUACCACCACAAAACCAGGUUCCAUUCAGGUGUCCAUGCCACAAUAGCCGCUCUCCGCACAUCAUAUUUCAUCCCUUCCAUCAAAACCACCGUCACCAGAAUCCUUCGGCUCUGCACAAUAUGUAGAAGAGCCCAAGGACACCCUUACCGCUAUCCUGAGAUGCCUAGUCUCCCUCCGGAACGAGUCAACCGCUCUAGACCGUUCCAGAAGGUUGGACUAGACUACUUGGGACCACUUUACUAUAGAGAUCAGCUCCAUUCUCAAGCCAAGAUUUGGAUCUGUCUCUUCACCUGUAUGGCAACUCGCGCUGUACAUCUCGAGUUAGUCCACAACAACACCGCAUUCGAGUUUUUACUCGCUUUUCGCCGUUUCAUUGCUCGCAGAGGCACUCCGGACCUCAUUAUCAGCGACAAUGCCACCACUUUCCGCUCAGCCAACGAUUCCCUACAAAGCACCAUCUAUAACCGCAAAGCCAUAGAAAAGAUAUCCACUCAACUCGCCAACCGCAAGAUCGAAUGGAGGUUCAUCACUCCUCUUUCCCCAUGGAAAGGAGGAUUUUAUGAACGUCUAGUCGGUCUCUUCAAAUCCGCAUUCAAAAAAGCCAUCAAACAUACCCUAUUACCACUUUCCCAAUUUCAGACCCUGGUUGCAGAAAUUGAAGCAGUGCUCAACUCCAGACCACUUUUAUCCAUCAGUGACACAUCAUCUUCACCACACGUCCUUCGACCAAUAGAUUUCGUCUCACCGCAAGUGGAACUCCAAUUACCAUCUCCGCACCACAACCCUCUCUACAUCCCUCCAAACCGUCUUUCGGAAUGGUACAAGGAGACACUCGCCGUAUUAAACAACUUCUGGGACAUCUGGUACAAGGACUACUUAUCCGCAAUAUCCGCACGUCACCAACACCGCAUCCAUCAAGGAAGGUCCAGUCCACUCAUUCCAUCGGUAGGAGACGUUGUUCUCAUUGCCGAUAAGAAUGUUCCACGUGGACAAUGGCCUUUAGCCAUUAUAACCACUAUCCACCGCACCAAAUCCAACAUACCCAGAUCAGCCACUGUCCGCAUUGCAAACGGUCAUGAGUUGCAGAGAUCGAUCAAUCAACUACAUCCAUUGGAGAUUUCUGCAAAGGAAGACCCACGACCGAAGAAGAGCCGCCAACAACUGCAACCCACACGGAUCCAACCACCACGAGCAGCCAAACGGGUACGAUUCGCACUUGGUACGAAGCGAGCGUCAACUCAGGUUAACUACGUGGUAUUUAUCCACUUAGGUGCUGCCGCUCAUCCAUCUCUUAUUUCUUAUCCGUUAUCACGUCUGACCAGCCUUGUACUCUGUUUAUAUAGUAACUCCGUUAUGGACAAGCAACAGCCAACUACUAGUAAAACUGCACGAGCGCGGGGGCGCGAAACGCGCAGCACGUCCUGUGCCCCUAUGGACGUGGAUAUACAACCUACGUUCGCAAACAUGGACGCCAGGCUCCUUUUUUCUUGUAUUGAAUCACUAGCUGCCACAGAUCCGCAUCCGCCAUCCUAUGAGGAACCACAUUCACAUAGGACUCAGCUACACCACUUACCACAUGACGAACAACCAUCUCAAGAGAUCCCUCCACCGACCGCAGUCCGCCGUUUUCUAUGCCCUAUCGAAGCCUGCGAAGCAUACGCUACAGGCAACUUCGAACCCUUGGACACCCUCGUCAUCGAUCAGGAGACACAGAUCAAUAGUCUUCCUGUACACCAACGCUGCGCCCUACGCCUUGCACAAACCCUAUCCCUAGCCAUCCAUCUAAAGCACACCUUCAGCCUUUCCCAUCUGGCCGCACGUGACCUUUGCAUGGUCGAAGCCUUUAUACGUGACGACUAUUAUAUCAAUAUACGCGACAUGAUAGUCGAGGAAGCCACCCUACCCACACCAUCUCAGCUCCUUUAUCCAUCUAUGCAAGGCCUUCCCAUCGUCACCCUAGUCCAAAGUUACCGCGGAAUCCACGAAACCACCAUAAAGCUAUCAAAGCUCACGGCAACCAUCGCAGAAAGACCAGAGACAUGGCAAGCCAUAAACGAGGUGAUCGACGCGAUAGAGCAGAUAACCACGGCGCAGGCCAACAUCCAUGCACACCGCUACACCAUCGAUCAAAACAUCACAGCAGCCAUAAACGCCACUCCAGAGAAGAUCGCAACCUUUGUUGACCAUCUCCACCAAUUUUACAUAUCCCUACCACGAAUAGAGCAUCUUCUCCAAGCCGCUACCGCAGCAUGCGCCGAAGCCAAUACCAUCCUAUCCCUUCUUUUUAAACGUUUGCGCCGUCAUCGAGCCGUGUCUCGCGAAUCCACCCGACCGAGAAACAGGGACGAAGAAUGGAAAGACUCUAUCACUGCACCCUCCACCUCAACCACAGCCAUAUCCACAGCAUCCGCACCUACUACCUUAACCACUUCCAGAAAAUCGCCAUCUAUAGACACCAUCUCCAUCUCGUCAUCGUCACCAGGCCCUUCGCACAAGCGCCACAAAGGCCAAGACAAACCAUCUAUGCCACCAUCAGCCACCAAACCAGAAGACACCACUCGAUCGGACAGAUCCGUCGAACAGUAUCCCUCCACGUCGUCUGACACCACUUCAACUUCACGACCACCACGGGAACAAUCCAGCUGCUUCCUCUGCAACGACGACCAUUACACAUCUGACUGCGGGUGCUACAAUAGCCUCGGCGAACGCUGCCUGCGAAUGGCCGGGCAGGGUCGCUGUCUCAGAUGUCUGUACCUUCAUCCUCCUGGCCAGUGUCGCAGAGAGAGACCAUGCGGGAUUUGCUCCUCCAACUGGCACCACCCAGCCCUUUGCCCUAAAAACAUCAGAGUAGUCAACGACGUCACAGGAGAUCUUCGACUAUUCUUCGACCAGAUGGUAGCCCUAUCCCAGAGGAAUUACGAAGCCAAACAACCUAGACAUCGCGGAUAUUCCACCUCAUCCAAUUAUUAA